This is a messenger RNA of Pogona vitticeps (central bearded dragon), 3122 nucleotides long. The record is from RefSeq and is a predicted model, not a curated record. NCBI's taxonomy places the organism in Eukaryota, Metazoa, Chordata, Lepidosauria, Squamata, Agamidae.
AUGUUCUGUUUACAGGAUCCCUCUCAUUGGGUGAAUAUUCACCAUCUGGAGUACACAGACGGGGGAAUCCUGGACCCAGAUGACAUCCUGGCAGAUGUUGUGGAAGACAAAGAUAAGCUGGUUGCCGUGUAUGACGAGCAAGAUUCACUCCCCAAGUCCGGUGACACUGGUGGCAGUCUGACAGAUGGAAACAGCCAUCCAGAUACUUUUGAGACAGAGGUAGCUGCCCAGCUGGCUGCCUUUCAGCCAAUUGGAGGAGAGAUUGAAGUGACACCCUCUGCCCUGAAACUAGGGACACCAUUGUUGGUCAGACGGAGCAGUGAUCCUGCACUGGGCCCACCUGCUGACUUUCCUGCUGGUGCUUCACAUGCCAAUGACCAUGGUCUGAAGUCUUCUGUUUCAUGUUCAACACACUCCUCAUCAGAAGAAUGGGAUCUUGGUGCACACAAUGAAGUGCUGGCAUCUCAGAAAACAAAAGCCAUUUUCAGCAACCUGACAAAAACAGUGGAGAUUUCUGGGGAAGGUGGCCCACUGGGGAUACACGUGGUGCCAUACUUUUCAUCUUUAAGUGGAAGGAUUCUAGGACUCUUUAUCCGAGGCAUUGAGGAAAAUAGCCGAUCUAAGAGGGAAGGGCUUUUCCAUGAAAAUGAGUGCAUUGUGAAAAUUAAUGACACAGAACUUGCCGAUAAAACUUUUUCACAAGCGCAAGACCUCUUCCGGCAGUCAAUGAAAGCUCCAGCUAUCACCUUACAAGUGGUUCCUCCAUACAACCGUGAACAGUAUGAGAAGUCUGUCAUUGCAUCUUUAUAUUCCUCAGAUAAUGCUGAACAUAUUUCAAAGAUGAAAGUUCCACCUCCCAUCCAUUCAAAGCCAGUGCCAAAGGAAUUAGAUUUGUCUGGAAUGAAUCAGCUGGAGACUGGUACACGGACAGUGUUGCAUCCUGCCAAGAGCCCUAACUUUCCAAGGGUUGGUAGGAAGACAUCAUCACCAUCUUUAUCUCCACUGAUGGGCUUUGGCAGCAAGAAAAAUGCAAAGAGGAUAAGAAUAGACCUCAAGAAAGGUCCUGAAGGACUUGGUUUCACUGUAGUUACAAGAGACUCUUCAGUCCAUGGUCCUGGACCUAUAUUUGUAAAGAACAUUUUGCCCCGAGGGGCAGCUGUUAAAGAUGGUCGUUUACAAUCAGGGGACAGAAUACUGGAGGUAAAUGGUAGAGACAUCAGUGGCAGAACCCAGGAAGAGCUUGUAGCUACGUUGAGGAGUACAAAGCAAGGAGAGACGGUCUCUCUAGUUGUUGCUCGUCAAGAGGAAACUUUUCUGCCAAGAGAGCUGAAAGGAGAGCCCUACUGCAGUGUUCUUUCACUAGAGACUACCGAGCAAUUGACCUUUGAGAUCCCUCUGAAUGACUCAGGUUCAGCUGGACUUGGUGUGAGCUUAAAGGGCAACAAAUCUCGGGAGACAGGAGCUGACCUUGGGAUUUUCAUCAAAUCCAUCAUCCACGGAGGUGCUGCUUAUAAGGAUGGCCGACUGCGAAUCAAUGACCAGCUUAUUGCAGUGAAUGGGGAGUCUCUGCUUGGAAAAUCAAACCAUGAAGCUAUGGAGACCUUGAGGCGUUCUAUGUCUAUGGAAGGAAACAUUCGUGGAAUGAUCCAGCUUGUGGUUCUCAGAAGGCUAGAUAGGCAGACUGAAGUGGAGCGCAUGGAGCCUGUUGUAUUAUAUCCAAAACUGGAAAAUGAGGGGAAUGUGAAUAUUACAAGUGUUCCUAGACGUAGUGACACUGCUGUGCAGUGUUUUGUAUCAUAUCCCCCUCAGGAAAGAUUGAAAGAGCUGCAUACAUCUGAGACUGGCAUGGCUGAAAAUGAAGUCCCACCCCCUUUGCCUCCACAUCCUAGUGAUGAGCUGCUCACAGAUUAUAAUCACAGCUCAGGAGCAGAUUCAGCAGCAUAUUUACCAGAUCAGCACAUCAACUUCAGAUCCUUGGCACUGGCCAAGCAGACAGAAUCAAUUAAUCUGAAAGCCUCCAAGAGCAUGGAUCUCGUGGCAGAUGAAAGCAACGUUAGUUUAUUGACUGGGAGCAAACUAGAAUCUCCUGGCAGGGAUAUUGGUCCAACCUUGGGUUUGAAGAAGUCAAGUUCCCUAGAGAGUCUUCAAACAGCUGUUGCUGAAGUGAAAAAGAAUGAGCUUCCUUUCUAUCGUCCAAGGCCUCACAUGGUCCGUGGCAGAGGAUGCAAUGAGAGCUUCAGGGCUGCCAUUGAUAAAUCUUACGAUGGACCUGAAGAUGUUGCAGAAGAUGGUAUGUCUGAUAAGAGCUCUCUAUCUGCUCAGGAAGCUCAGAACUUUGAAUCAGCCUUACAUAUUAACUCUGAAUUAGAAGAUGUGGAAGGCAAGACAAAGAAACACAAGAAGACCAAAGAAAAAAUGAAAAUAAAAGACAAGAACAAGAAGAGCAAAUCUAAAGUGAAAGAGAAAGACAAGAAAGAAGAAAAUGAGGAUCCAGAGAGAAAAACAAAGAAGAAAAGUUUGGGUGCCAUGUUGAGGUUUGGCAAGAAGAAAGAGGACAAAGCUGCAAAAAGUGAUCAGAAAGGAAACUCCAAGCAUGCUGCUCUCAAAGAAGAGGACCUCGAAAAGAUGAAGGAGGAGCGGGAAAGGAUUGGCGCAAAGCAUCAGGAGUUACGGCAGAAGCAGAUCCGGGGGUUUGUUGAGUAUUCCACGGGCCCUCUGGGUCCCCCACCUGAUAUUGAUGAUGACGAGAUGGACCCAAAUUAUGCACGUGUUAAUCACUUCCGAGAAAUGUAUCCAGUUGCCAGCUCUUACAGGCCAUCUUCUCCGCCUGUUCCAGACACGUUUGGGUGUGACAGCCCUCCAGCUCCUGUGGACAGGGACCACUUAGAAGGAUUGUAUGCAAGGAUAAACAAGCCCUCCCAUCAGCAUGCUCCAGCUGAGAGUGACCGUCUGGCAGUUGGAACUGCAGAACGCAUCCAGAAACUAAGGAAAGAAUACCAUCAGGCAAGGCGAGAAGGCUUACCUUUCGGUGAUGAUGAUGAAGGCAGAGGAAGGCUGCCUGAUCCACACUGGGUAGGUGUUCAACCAAAGCCUAAGGAAUAAGUAUGCAGCCUAUACUGCUC